AUGGCUAGUAGUUCGGCAUCAAAAAGUAUUCCGUGUGAUUCCCGGACAUCCAUCGAGGCCGAGAAUGAUUCCCAAGUAUUUAAAAGAAAGUCGGAUGACAUAGGUUGGAACUAUGGUGUUCUAGCCGAUCCAUAUAACAAAGAUAGAGUGAAAUGCGUGUUAUGUAGUAAAGUUAUGUCGGGUGGUAUACGUAGAUUGAAAGAGCAUAUUGGUCAAAUUUCUGGGAAUGUUGUUUCAUGUAAAAAAGCAACAAAAGAAGAUCAAGCUAAAUGUAGAAAUGCCAUCAAUGAGUCCAAAGCCAAGAAGAUGAAGACAAAAGAAGUUCAAGAAGAGUUGCUAUCUUCGGUUAACAUUAAAGGGUUGAAUGUUGAGUCCUCUCAACAAUGCGAAAAAGCAAAAGAAUUUCACUCUCUUGGCCCAAUGGAUAGAUUUGCUACAACAAUCAACCCAGAAGCAUCAUUGAACGUGACAAAGACGAUGCGGGAACAAAACAUUAAUGAUGCUAUUUGGAAAGAACGAUCCAACUUGGUGAAAGAUUAUUUCGUCGAUUGGGCUUAUGAAGCGGGCAUAUCAUUCAAUGCAAAUGAGCUUGAUAGCUUUCGGCUCUUUAGUGAAGCGCUCGGUCAAUUUGGGCCGAGGUGGAAGCCUCCUAGUUCGUACGAGAUGAGAGAGCCAUUGUUGAAGAAAGCGGUUGAGAGAACAAAACUCAAGGUGAAGCCUCAUGAAGAUGAAUGGAAGAAGAGUGGUUGCUCGAUUAUGACGGAUGCUUGGAGUGAUAGAAAGAGAAGAAGCAUCAUGAAUUUGUGUGUGAAUUCUAAAAUUGGAACGAUAUUUCUAUCUUCCAAGGAAUCUUCCGAUAUAUCUCACACAAGUGAAAUGAUUUUUGAGUAUGUGGAUCAAUGCAUUGAGCAAGUUGGGCCGGAGAAUGUUGUUCAAGUUGUGACGGACAAUGCUUCAAAUAAUAUGGGAGCGGCGAAGUUAUUGUGCAUAAAGAGGCCAACUAUCUUUUGGACUUCAUGUGCCGCACAUACCCUCAAUCUUAUCUUGGAGGGCAUUGCAAAACUACCCCGUGUCUUGAACAAUCUUGCCAAGAACUAUGAUCCCACCUUAGAAAUCAUUGACACGAAGAUGAUGGGUAGAUUGGACACCCCGUUGCACUUGAUGGCAUAUCUACUAAAUCCUUAUUAUCAUUAUGAGGACCCGAAUCUCGUAUUAGAUCAAGUUGUUUCGGAUGGAGUUUUUGAUUGUCUUGAUGUCAUUUGUCAUGAUAACUUUGAUUUGAUGGAUAAAAUCAUAAACGUUGAGUUGCCCAUUUAUAAGACAAAAGGAGGAGCCUUUGGGAAGCCAAUUGCCGCAAAAGGUUGUGAAGUAAACGACGAGAAGUUUGAUCCGGUUUAUGUCCAAUUCAAUUCUCGUUUAUUGAACAAGCGCAAACGGAGGAAAGAAAAGGAUGUGUUACUUGCUAGUAAGGCAAGUAAAGCUCAAGAGUGGAUUAUUCCGGGAUUAGUAGACGAGGAAGAUGAGGACGUUAAUGGACUUGAAGUUGAGGAUGGCACACCAAGAGUGAGAGAGCUUGAGGAAGAAGAUUUUGAAUCCGAGGAGGAGGAACAAGUUAAUGAGAAUGACAUCGACUUUGAGUCGGAUGAAUAG
Molecule: messenger RNA, 1650 nt
Organism: Striga hermonthica
Lineage: Eukaryota; Viridiplantae; Streptophyta; Magnoliopsida; Lamiales; Orobanchaceae
Source: the annotation of a GenBank genome assembly